GUAACUCUAGAGACCAGUGGAUUUGAUAUUUAUUACUUGGCCAUUGUUAGUAGUUGUGUUUUAGCGAGUCACAUGCAAGCCUGUAUUGCACACACAUGAACGUCAACUACAUAACAAAUAGUGAAAUAUGAAGAGGCAAAUUUUUUUGUGUAAUUAUAGUGUGAUCCUGCCAUGAAAUAAUAAAACAACCGAUACUGGUAGAAGCAUGGACUAAAGACGUUCGAGUACGAUGGUGCAUUAAAAUGUUGCGUCUUUGAUAGAAAAUAAAUUGGAGGACACUUCAUCAAUUUCUUCAAACUAUAGGUUCCAGGAAUCAAUCUCAACAUAGGAACACCAUAUGAGCUUGCUAAAACUUAAGUCCAAGCAAGCAAAAUCCAAUGAAUUAAACUUUGGUAUGAAUAUAGCUGAUAACGUCGUACUUGCACAGGUUUGCACCCUCGUUUCUUGAUCAUUUUGGCUUGAUUUUUUUUAUUUCUUGGACUAUUUUAUGCUAGGUUAUGUUCCUUUGUAUUAUUUCAGGUCCUAGCAUGUAAAGUGAAGCCUAAGCGCAAGUUUCAAGUCAAUCGGAGAUCAAUUGGCGACUUGGGGUGAGAAACUCGGGAAUGACUUGAGGAAGAAUGGAUUUCCAACUCAUUUUAUUGACAAAUAAUCAUGAAAGGUUGUUAUGAAAAGAAAGAGGACAAGAAUACAAGCAUCUGGGAUCAAAUGGAACCUGAAUCGGAGGUCAAACGAGCUCAAACAAGAUCAACGAAGCUUAGGAGUGCAUGCUGGAAAUUGUGCACGGCCGUGUAAACUUAUGCACGGCCGUGUGAGUUUCCCAGGGGGUUUGCACGGCCAAAACCUCAAUUUUCACGGCCGUACAAGUAGGGGGUGCGAGUUUCAGCGGGUAUAAAAGCCGUUUUGCGAUUUUGGAGAGGGAGGGCUGGGUUUUGGAUCCCAAACACCCAAGGGACGAACCAAAGAGAGAGGGUGAUCUAGAGCCAUUCUUGGAGCUAUUUUGGAGGAUUUCUUCACCAUUGGAGCUUGAGAAUCAAGCUUGGAGAUGGAGAUUGAAGAUCUUGUAGAAAUGUGUGAUAGCUUUUUACAUAUUAUUAUUUUGAGGGACCAUUUCGUAUUUUGUGCAUGCUUAACCUAAUGCUCACGUAGAGUAUAAAAUGUGAAGUGGUGCGGCUUAGGUUGAUUGAGAGAGAGAGAGUUGUAUACAGCAAAUCAGCUGCGGCUAAUAAGAUUGACUCGAGCUUCGGCUCACCGUGGAGUAGUCUCGUUCAUUCUGAACGGGGAAACCACGUAUAUCGUUGUGUUGUGCUUCCGCGUUUUACUCUAUUUUACAUGGUAUCAGAGCGAUAGUCGAUUCAUACCUAGAAGAUCGAGAUGUUUUGAGAGGAUGAUAAGAAUGGUAAGGGCGGUUCGUCAAUGAUCAACGACGUCAUACCCCUCACGUCGCCUCUGUAUCUCCAUCCAUCAGAAAAUUCGGGCCAGCUGUUCGGAAGUGAUUUGCUCACAGGCUUGAAUUAUAGCGAAUGGGUUAGUGAUAUGACUGAAACCCUAAUCGAGAAAAACAAGAUGGCCUUUGUCGAUGGGUCUCUACCUCGUUGAAAGGAUGGUUUUGGGGUUUUUGAUGAAGCAUGGGGGCGCUGCGAUGCUACCGUCAAGGGAUGGCUCAAGACGGCCAUGAGCAAAGAGGUGCGGAAUAGUGUGCGGGGUGCGAAGACAGCGUGUGAUAUUUGGGUUGAUUUGAAGCAACGGUUCGGCACCAGUUUCGCCACGAGCGCCUAUGAGUUACGAGGGAAGAUAAGCUCCUUUCGGCAGGACAAGCUUAGCGUGUCAGCCUUCUACACCACACUGCGCACUUAUUGGAAUGAAUUGCAGGCAGGUAGCAUAAAUCCAGGUUGCUCAUGUGGGUCUUGUGCAUGCGAUGCAGCUCAGCAAGUACGUAGCAAGGAGGAUGCUGAACACAUGUUUGAUUUCUUACUUGGUCUUGAUGAUGCCUUCUCGGUGGUGCGUACUCAAAUUCUCAGCAUGAAGCCGGUGCCGACUCUCGCCGAGGCUUACCAGCUAGUGGAAGCUGAAGAACAGCAGCGGCAGAUCACGAGGGCGCGACGUCCACCUGUGGAGGCAGCUGCUUUCCAAUUCAAUAAGGAAAGGGAUGCCGAUGACGAAAGCCCGCGCUGCUCGCACUGUAACAAGUUGGGUCACACGAAGGAAACAUGUUUUAAGCUUAUUGGUUACCUUGGGGAUCAACGCAAAGGUAGGCAGGGUAGCCGUGGAGAUCGACCCAGAGAGCGUAGCUUCAGCGGGUCUCGCAAGCAAAGGGGAGAAGGGAAAUCACAUCCUCAUGCAGCCAAUGUAGACGCCGAGGACAGUCCAAUCCCAGGUUUCUUAGCCGACCAACUUGCACGACUCAAUGAGUUUUUCUCGGCCCCUCUACCAUCUCACAAUGAACCGACACCACACAUGGCCGGUAACAAUCCUGAACCCUAUGAUUGGAUUAUCGAUUCUGGUUGCAACGAACAUAUAGUUCGAGAUUUGAGUUGGUUAGAAACUGUAGAUGCUACGGGACAAUUCCCUCCCGUUAGGAUACCGAACGGUGCGAGUAUUCCAGUGACAGGGGUUGGUACACUUAAUCUGAAUGGUAGCGUUAAGCUGGAUCGAGUGCUACAUGUUCCGCAAUUCCGUUGUAACUUGCUCUCUGUUAGUCGCUUAACCAAGGACAAUGACGUCGCUUUGCUCUUUUUGGGUAAUGUUUGUGUCCUCCAGGACUUACGCUCCAGGACCUUGAUUGGAUUGGGCCAGCUCCAUGACGGCCUAUACUAUCUCCGCCGUAUUGAGGACCUCAAGGCUACUGGGAGACGAGUUCCUUCUGCUUUUGUGAUUCUUGCUUGCGUGCCAAGCAGACGAGAGCGCCUUUUGUUACGCAUUCUAUUCGCACUCAUGCUUGUUUCGAAUUGGUGCACAUGGAUAUUUGUGGUGGUUAUUGACACGCCAAAACACAACACCAAACUGCGACCAAGUAUAAUCGCAGACCGGGAAUGCAGUAAAGUGGAAAGUUCUAAAUAUCAACCCGGGGUCUAGAUCUACUGCCUACUCCGUGAUUAUCUAUUAUCUAGCAAACUAAGUCGAUUGAUUUUUGGUCUUAACUGAAAGCAGAAAGAAAGCAGGAAUUGGUUUGGUUUUCUCAAGCAAAGGAAGAGUCACUCGGGAAUGAGUCCCCCUAGCUCCUUAGUUAGGUCUCAGUUGUAAUUACCCUGGGUUGAUUUACUGUUGAUUAAACUGCGGAAGAUCCGACAGUAGCUUGGAAUCUCUUAAGCUGACCAAGCCCUCUCAGUCUAAAUACCCGGCAGACGACUAGUCUUCACCGGGAUAGAAAGCUCAAGCAAUAAGCACAGAACUCCACUACUGGAAUGGGAUUCCAGUACAAAGCAAUAGACUGACUAACUCUCGUAUAGCCAAUCCACUACUACCGAAUGAUGAAGCUCUAACAACCUAAUCAGAUUCUAUCUAUCUCAGGUUGCAUCAGAAAUCAAGAAAAGCUGAUCGGACUUCAAUCUAUUCAAUAAAUCAUGCAUCAUUCGAUUAAAACCAAUUAGUAUAAUCAUCCCAAGUCAUUACAAUCAAAUGCCUAACACAUGGAACUAGGGUUCUUCAUACCCAAGUGAGAGAAGGGUUCUACUCCAUAGAGAGAGAGGAAAUUAGAAAUCAGAGUAGUAAUACUCAUAAAGAUGAGGAAAAUCUGCUCUGGGUUGUCAAUCUUCACUCCUAGGGACGCAAUCUGGGCUUCAAUGGUGAGAAAUCCACUCCAAAUAGCUCCUAGGGUUUGUUCUUCGCCCUUUCUCUCUCUAAAACUCUGUUUUUGCUCUGAAAAGUCGAUUCUCUCACUUGUGCCUCGAAAUUGGGUAAAAACCAGAAUUCCCGACUCACACGGGUAGGCCACACGGCCGAGUUGCUUACCCAGAUGCCCGUGUGAGAGACAAAACGCCGAGUUUCGAUUAAUUGGAUUUCAGGCUUCCUACACGACCAGGGACACACGGCCGUAUGGGGCCUCCAGUCUGCCCGUGUGAAGGCUCGCACAAUCCCACACGACCACAUUGAUUCCCUACACGGCCGUGUGGGUUUUAUGGGUGCCCGUGUGGCUUCCUCAACGACUCGCCACACGUCCGAUCUUCGUCCAAUCGACCCCAAACUCGCUCCCAAACCUUCAUUCACGUACUAGGACCUGAAAUAUCACAAACAAGCACAACCUAGCGUGAAAUCGGCCUAAAACACGAGAAUGAACAUCUCUAACGGCUCAAGAAUAGGGGUAAAAAUAUGUGCAAUUAACGGUUUAUCAAACUCCCCCACACUUAACCGUUUGCUUGUCCCCAAGCAAACCAAGUUAGACACAAGGUAAGCUCACAUAUUUCAAUCAUACCAACAUUGGGGACAAAUCAUAUAGGCACAGAAACACGUGAAUCAUAACGGCUUUCAAACACCAACACAUGAACAACUUCAAUAGCAACCUGGACAACCACCACAGACGACAUUUGAGUGCAGCAAAAUCGAGUAAAGGAGGAGUCUCCCUUCUGUUCAUCAACCAACAUAGACUUGACUCAACCACUUACUCAAGACAGUCAACUCAUGCAUAAAACUCAAGACAUCAGAAUCAAGACUGAGCCAUCUA
Linum trigynum is the source of this 4657-nucleotide messenger RNA. The record is from the annotation of a GenBank genome assembly. Lineage: Eukaryota; Viridiplantae; Streptophyta; Magnoliopsida; Malpighiales; Linaceae.